Neltuma alba is the source of this 817-nucleotide messenger RNA. Its product is annotated as protein ROOT INITIATION DEFECTIVE 3-like. Gene Ontology annotation, molecular function: protein binding. The transcript is spliced from 4 exons. Gene Ontology annotation, biological process: DNA-templated DNA replication; rRNA processing. The record is from RefSeq and is a predicted model, not a curated record. The annotation marks the transcript as partial. NCBI's taxonomy places the organism in Eukaryota, Viridiplantae, Streptophyta, Magnoliopsida, Fabales, Fabaceae. Gene Ontology annotation, cellular component: rixosome complex; nuclear pre-replicative complex.
GGUUGGAGCUUAUCUCGAGGAACACUACUAAGAAAUAUAGUAUUCCCUUCAAUAAUUGAUGCAAUUGCAUUGGAUCCUGCUGAACACGUCUUUUAUGCUGGCAGUAGAGAUGGAAAAAUAUUUAUUGCCGCACUUAACACUGAAAAGAUCUUUAGUCAUAAUCAUGAGAUGCAUAUCCUCGGUUCAUUCUCUAAUCACAGCAAAGCAGUUACUUGCUUAACAUAUAGUGCAAGUGAGAAUUUGUUAAUCUCUGGAUCAGAAGACGGAAUGGUUCGGGUUUGGAAUGCAAAAACACAUAAUUUUGUCCGCAUGUUCAAACAUGCAAAAGGGCCUGUGAAUAAUAUUGUCGUUGUUAGAAAAGAGCUUGACUCAAGCAAGCAUAUGUCUUCAACUUUACAAUCGGGCUCAAGAAAGCAGGGAUCUUUAGUACCACCUCCAUUGGAGAAAUACACAAAUGAAGAUUCAGAAGUUCAGACCAUUGUUAGCCUUCACGAUGACAGGAGCGAUACGGAUGUUUCAUACAUGUCUUGUCGGGCCAUAUUUAAUCAAAUCAAGGAAUUUCAGAAUCGGGGCUCCUCUGCCUCUGAAAUGGAGAUGGAGAGGCUAAAAGCAGAUCACAAGAGGUCCGCCCAGAUGGUUGACCGAUUUAAGAAAAUGUAUGAAGAUUUGCAAGACUUCUAUGAGGACGACUUCCUGAGAAGUGGUCAAACAAAACCUGGCAACUAGAUCGCUUUAUUUUCUUGCUUGCCCUGCUCAAAUUUACCCUUCCGAAGUAGUUUUUUUUUUUUUUUUAAUGAGAAGUAUAAAUUUUAACCCU